AUGGCGGGCUACGACGAGGCGCUACUGCGCAUGUUUGCCAUUCGCGCAGAGAGAAAUGAGCAGACGACGCUGGGGUUCAUCAUUACUUUGGGCACGAUAGGACUUGCCUACAUCGCCUUUUACUUGAUCAGACAGUCGAAUCACUGGGUGAGACGGAGAUCUCGGGGCUCAGCGUCACCAUCUUUGCUCGCUGCGCUACCCAGACAAAUCAGAAAGCUAACUAUUCAACGUGCGGCCGGGGUGCCAUCACUUGGCCACGGAGUCAUCACGACCCUGUUCAUGGCGCUCAACUUGAUUUGCCUCUUUGCCAAUUUGGACAGCAGCAUGAACAUGACAACAAACAUUGCUUCGCGGACCGGCUGGCUGGCUAUUGCGAAUCUAGUUGUUGUCAUCUUCUUCGCGCUCAAGAACACGCCCCUCGCUUUCUUGACCGCAUGGUCAUACGAACGGCUCAACUGCCUCCACCGCAUCUCGGGUUACGCUGCCGUGACGCAUCUCAUUGUUCACGCGGCCUGCUAUUCUGCUUACUUUUGCAGCAUCAACUACUGUAAAAAACUGCUGGACACGUCUGAUAUUUAUGGGAUUGUUUCGGGGGGUUGCUGGGUGCUGCUUGCAUUGGCUGCCGUGUUCAUCCGGCGCUGGUGGUAUGAGCUGUUCUACUACGUGCAUGUCGGCCUUUGGGUUGUGUCCAUUGUCACCCUUGGCUUACAUCAACCCUUCUUGACCAACAAGAUUGUAUAUGGCACGAUUAUUGCCGGCUCCAUGUGGGGGCUAGAUCGUGUUAUUCGAUUCGUUCGACUCAUGGUACACAGCAGCAACACGGCAACUCUUACACCAUUGCCCAACGGAGGCACUCGGGUCACGUUGGCCAAGUCUCCCCUGGGUGCUCAUUCCGGCAAACACUGCUUCCUGUGGAUUCCCAGGCUUCGACUAUUCGAAACACACCCGUUCACUAUUGCAUCGGCCGACCCUCUCGAGCUUGUGAUUGCAUCUCACAACGGCUUUACCGGAGAUCUGCACAAGUACGCCGUUGAGAACCCCGGUGUGACUCUCAAGGCAUCGAUCGAAGGGCCUUAUGGCACGGUUCCAGACCCAUCGGCUUUUGAGACUGUGGUCUUGGUUGCUGGCGGUAGUGGCGCCAGCUUCACCUUUGGCUUGGCGAAUGCGCUGUUGAGCCGAGCGACGGGGGCCAUGACGAAGCGCGUCAUCUUUGUAUGGGCGGUCAAGUAUCAUUCAUAUUUGAACUGGUUCGCCCAUCAUCUUGCGAACCUGAGCGACGAUCCUCGAUUCAUAAUUCAAGUCUUUGUCACGAGAUCGGCAUCACCACUGCCACCCUUGCCCACUGGCUUCUCCGGACCUUCACCCGGGCAGUUUGAGACUAGUAUCGUCAGCGAGAUCUUGAUGGAGAAGGAGCAGGUCCAUCGCAUUCGCCCGGUGGGUUCAGACUCAUCCAUCGACUUGGAAAGGUCUCAGCCCUCGUCAGACAGCGAGUCUGUAUCUGCCGCGAGCUCGUACUGCCCGGUGGACUUGCGCAACAUUCCAAUAAAAUACCAAAAGCCCAACAUUACGGCGCUGAUCCGUGACGUGGUGGGCGGCACCCAUCCUGAGGAGCGAGUUCUCAUCACUGGGUGCGGGCCGUCUCAGUUGAUGGACUUGAUGAGAGAGACGACAGCGGAAAGUAUCCGGUCAGACGGUCCUAGUAUCGAGUUGCACUGCGAGGAAUUUGGCUGGUGA
Messenger RNA from Metarhizium acridum CQMa 102, 1734 nucleotides. RefSeq lists its product as uncharacterized. Gene Ontology annotation, molecular function: ferric-chelate reductase activity. Gene Ontology annotation, cellular component: plasma membrane. The record is from RefSeq and is a predicted model, not a curated record. Lineage: Eukaryota; Fungi; Ascomycota; Sordariomycetes; Hypocreales; Clavicipitaceae. Gene Ontology annotation, biological process: copper ion import; iron ion transport; intracellular iron ion homeostasis.